This is a messenger RNA of Tupaia belangeri chinensis (Chinese tree shrew), 3835 nucleotides long. It is a transcript of the gene PDXK, whose product is annotated as pyridoxal kinase. The record is from RefSeq and is a predicted model, not a curated record. The coding region runs from base 16 to 1026 and encodes 336 amino acids. Gene Ontology annotation, cellular component: cytosol. The transcript has 11 exons. NCBI's taxonomy places the organism in Eukaryota, Metazoa, Chordata, Mammalia, Scandentia, Tupaiidae. Gene Ontology annotation, molecular function: pyridoxal kinase activity. Gene Ontology annotation, biological process: pyridoxal 5'-phosphate salvage.
UAUACCCUGUGCUCCAUGUGGAGCCUUUGCUUUAAGGGUCUUGCCACUAAUACAGACUUACAAUGCCCAUCCCUGUCCUUGGCUGCUUCUGAUGGCAUCCUGCAGCUGGUACCUGGCCCUUGGCCUCCUGCCUCAUCUUCUUACCUGGGACAGUCAUCAAGCAACCAUCCUCAGGUUUUGGGAUUUGAAAUCGAUUCGGUGAACUCGGUCCAGUUUUCAAACCACACAGGCUACGCCCACUGGAAGGGCCAGGUGCUGAACUCAGAUGAGCUCCAUGAGCUGUAUGAGGGUCUGAAGCUGAACGGCGUGAACAAGUAUGAUUACGUGCUCACAGGUUACACGAGGGACAAGUCGUUCCUGGCCAUGGUGGUGGACAUCGUGCGGGAGUUGAAGCAACAGAACUCCAGGCUGGUGUACGUGUGUGACCCAGUCAUGGGUGACAAGAGGAAUGGCGAGGGCUCCAUGUACGUUCCAGAGGAUCUCCUUCCAGUUUACAAAGAAAAAGUGGUGCCGGUUGCUGACAUCAUAACUCCCAACCAGUUUGAGGCUGAGUUACUGAGUGGCAGAAAGAUCCACAGCCAGGAAGAAGCAUUAGCGGUAAUGGAUGUGCUGCAUUCCAUGGGCCCAGACACAGUGGUUAUCACCAGCUCCGACCUGCCUUCCUCAAGGGGCAGCGACUACCUGAUCGCACUGGGGAGCCAGAGGACGAGGAGGCCCGACGGCUCCAUGGUGACAGAGCGCAUCCGGAUGGAGAUGCGCAAGGUAGAUGCUGUCUUCGUGGGCACCGGGGACCUCUUUGCUGCCAUGCUUCUGGCCUGGACACACAAGCAUCCCAACAAUCUCAAGGUGGCCUGUGAGAAGACUGUGUCAGCCAUGCACCACGUUCUGCAGAGGACCAUCCAGUGUGCGAAAGCCCAGGCUGGGCAAGGUCUGAAGCCCAGUCCAGCCCAGCUGGAGCUGAGGAUGGUCCAGAGCAAAAAGGACAUCGAGGACCCUGAGAUUGUUGUCCAAGCCACCGUGCUGUGAAGGCCACCACCAAUGACCACAACGCACAGUGUGUUGGUGUCUCCAUUAUCGUCCCUGUGAAAAAAAUGUAACGUCUGCCUUAGAGCUGCGAUUGUGAUUCGAUAUUCUUUUCUUUCCUGAGUGUUGGCAUCAACUGAUCUUACUUGUGAAAACGUGCCAGUUGUGCUUUUUAAAUAUAACCAAGUGAUCACAGAAAUUUGUGAUUAGAAACCCCGGCUCCCCUCCCUCCAAGGCCCCUGCGCUCCUGAGAGCUGAGCUUGAUGUUUUUAGGCUUGGGGGUGUCCUAGGUGGGGACAUGGCAGUGGGUAAGGGCAGGGCCACUGGCUGCUGCUGCUGCACGGAAUGCCAGUCCCCUGGGCCAGGUUAACCUCUGUGUGUCUGUAUCUCUGAAAACAAGUUGUGUUUUGAAAGAAUCGUGCCAAAUAUCUCAUCAUUCUGUUCUUACCCUCUUUGUUUGCACAUCAGGAUGCUUGUUUCUUAAUUUGCUGCUCGUGGGUCCCUGGAGAUUUCAGACUUUACCACUGCUGUGUAGCCUAGCCGUGUGGGAAGGUUCGCUCUCUGCUCAGACCCACACAGGCUCUGCAGUCCUGUCAAGAGGGCCCAGCGAAUUCAAGCCAGUCCGCAGACCUUUUGAGUCUCAGCGGGACUCCCACAGCCUGAGCACCUUCUAGAAUGUGUUGAGUGCCUGAAGGAUGCUGGUAAACAAGAUUGCUGUGAGCGGGGUCAGCUUGUGAGUUCUGGGGAGGUUACCAGCUAUGCCCCUUGUGGAAACACCUAAUCCAGGUCCCAUGGGAUAAGCACCGCACAGUUCCCACAGUGUCCGUGUGCAGACUGCCUGUGGGUGGCAAGUUUGACCCUCGGCCCUUGCCUGCCCCUGUACUAGGUUCUGCAUUCCGUGCCAGCUACAGGUCCUAGAGGGAAGGGGCAGCAUAGAGGGUGGGGGCAGCUCUCUGACCCACCAGAGGGUGCUGGAUGGUCAAGGCACACUGCUGGCUCCGACAAAGGUUCAGCUGGCCACUGCUCAGGUAAUCUCCUGGCACCACUUUUCCCAGCUGGGGGUCCCCCAGGUGUGUCUACUGCAGGAGCACCUGUCCAGCCUGCCCGGAUCUCAGCACCCUGCUCCCAUUUCUGUGCCCUAGUUCUGGGUGGGGGGUGGUUGCAGAAAUUUGCAUCUCCUGGGAACACACAGCCUAGAGAGGCAUGGGGAGAAAGUUGCAGGAAGGGGGGACCCAGUUCGACCCUGAGAAAGCAGACUCUCCAAUGGUACUCUGCUCUAGCCCUGUAGGCAGACCCCUUCCAGGGCAUUUUUACUGCAGCUGCAGAGUCUUCCAGAAGACGCACCUACUGGGAGUACGUCUUCAGUUUGCUGGUAAUGCCCUAAAACAGGGAUGCUGGUCCAGGCGAAAUUCCUGCACCACGCCACUUCUCAUUCUUCCCAGUGGGGCUGCCACCACAAGCAUACUAACUUACAUGGCAGUAGUCCCCACAGCCCCGGGAGUUGUGCAGUGCCUGGUGGGGAGGCCACCUCCCCCGUGGGCAAGUGUAGGCAUCUACUGGCUCACCCAGGAUCCUGGGCCUGCAGAGGGCCUCUAACAGAAAAUGCUGUCACUGCCACAUAGGGACCAAGGAUAACCCCACGUUGCCAGCAGUAAGGAGAUCUUCCCUUUUCUUUUUCUUUUUGACUGGGGAAAGGCCCUAGAUGUAUCUCUCUUCCAUGGAUGGUGGAAAACACACCCUGAAAUAUAGCAUGGUGUUGGGGCUCACUCUGUGUAGAGGUGGACGUGAGGGACGAUGUCCUCUGGCUGGAGCCGUGGGGUUCUCUGCUAAAUUUCACCCCAGAGGCUUCGUCCACACGUUAGGUCUAGUUCUGUUAUUUCCCUCUUUUAUUUCCAGAAUGAUGAGAAUUUUCCACCCACAAAAACUUGCUGUAAAACUGUGAACUCUCUGGCACAAUCCAGAACAUUCUCUUCUGUCUUCUUUGGCUGGACAGCCCAGAUGACAAGAGAGGUUGUGAUUUGAGCUAGGUGAACAAGCAGGAGGAAAUUGGGUUUCUGAGAGCUGGAGGCCAAGUCUUGGUUCUUGGCGGAGUGUGGACUUGUGUAGAAAUAAUGUUCCCUCCUGUGGGAAAAUGUUUGACCUCGCACUGUGCAAGCGGGUGUGCUGUGUCACCAGCUGCUGGGCGCCCUGCUUCUUGGCUCAUUUCCACGUGGACAUGGUCAGUCUCCUGCAACACGAGCAGAGGCCCUAGGGGGUCUUGAUUUCCAGUCCCCUGAUCGAGAAGCUGCCCGUGGCCUUUGGCAGUGGUUUCAUUUUUUAGAGUCACCAUGUCACCAUCCUCCCGCUCCACCUCCUGAGUAGGUGGGACCACAGGCAUGCCCCAGUGUGCCUGGCUUUGGCCGUGGUUUUGGACCCAAACUGGAAUCAAUUUUUUUUUGACUGUCUAUAGUUUAGUAAUAUGUGAAAUAAUAAUAAUUUAUUUUAAGAUGAGAGCUGUAUUGGUCAAGAAUUGCCUGCUUAUUAUCAGGGUACAAGAUUUUAAUACUUUCUUAAUCCAGGUUUUUAGGCCUUCUCCUGUAGACUUUGAGAAUAAAUUAUAAAAUAUGAUUUUUAAAAUCAAUUUGAAAUCAUUGCCUAGUCCUGCUAAGGUAAUUGUGUGCAUCUAUGUUCUAUAUAUAAUACAGUACAAUACAUAUAUGUAAACAAUUGUAAAAAUGAAGCUUUGUUUUAUGUCUUGUUCUUAAAUUUGUUAACAUCAAUUUUUAAAACAUUUCAUUUUACCAUGAACCAAGCCAGGUUUGGCUUAACUGCA